Molecule: messenger RNA, 849 nt
Organism: Dracunculus medinensis (Guinea worm)
Lineage: Eukaryota; Metazoa; Nematoda; Chromadorea; Rhabditida; Dracunculidae
Source: the annotation of a GenBank genome assembly
AUGUCUGACAAGGCCCAUUUCGCUUUGACUGAGUGGAAACCGGUAAACGACCGUAUGGCCUAUGCCCGUUUUAAGGGUAAGUUCUGCAAUAUCUCGGUCAUCAGUGUCUAUGCUCCAACGUUGUCGGCAGAUGACCGUGAUAAAGACAAGUUCUAUGCGGAACUUCAACUGCUAACAAAGUCUCUACCGAAAGAUGACAUAAUCAUAAUCGGGGGAGACUGGAAUGCUCGCGUAGGUCAUAAUGCAGCUGCGAUGACCUCAACAAUUGGCAAAUAUGGCAUCGGAGAUCGGUGUGCCAAUGGGGAACGUCUUCGUUAUGCCGAAGAGCAUGAACUUUUUGUUACUAAUAUUUGCUUCCGGCAUCAUAAAAAACAUCUAGUCACGUGGAACUCCCCGGACAACCAACACUUCAACCAGAUUGAUUAUAUCUUAGUCAAUCGCCGUUGGAAGAGUUCCGUACUAGAUAGUCGUUCCUAUCGCGGAACGGGCAAUCUUCAUGGAUCUGACCAUGUUAUGGUUCGAGCCAAGAUCCGCAUAAAAUUGACAAUUCGCCGAAAACAGCAUCCCCCAAGUUCUUUCAACUAUCUCAAACUAAAAAAUUCGGGGACAGUGAGCGCAUUUCAAAGUGAAUUAUUGAAGCAUCUCAAUGAUACAAAUAUCAAUGAUUUCUCUGGAACGGCAAAUGAAUACUGGUGCAAACUAAAGGAAUGUCUCCGAAAAUCAGCCACUUCCAGGCUAGGGCAUACUAUUACAUUCACGUAUCGUUUUUUUAGUGGCUCAACAGAGGUAUCACCUAUAGCAUUUCCAAAAUAUUGGUCUAAUUAUAAAGAUGCUUAUAAUUUUCAUUGA